Pocillopora verrucosa is the source of this 582-nucleotide messenger RNA. NCBI's taxonomy places the organism in Eukaryota, Metazoa, Cnidaria, Anthozoa, Scleractinia, Pocilloporidae. The record is from RefSeq and is a predicted model, not a curated record.
AUGCAGAGCAAAUGCCUGUUAGGGCUGAUUUUUCUGUCGUGCAUGAACAGAUGCAUUUCUCAGAGCAUCAAAACAAUCAAUAACUGCACGUGUCAGACAUCUGAUGGUAGCUUUUAUAGCCUGUGGCCCUUCAGAGGAACAGAAAUACCAUCCUUUGAUGUUCCUGGAAAGAGUAGUUGGAGGUAUGCUUACAAUCCUUGCACCUCUAUGACAUUUGGACAAGAUGAUCCAGACCAUGGAACAAUAUGUCAUGAUAUCGGAAUAUGUAAAUAUCCUGAAAUAGAAAAACCGCGUGAUUACCUACAAGUUGGUGUGCAGACAGGGGUCAGAUGUGCACUAGGCGAGGAAGGAAAGAUUGAGCUGGUGUAUAAAACAAACGAUCCCUCUAUCGAACAAGAACAUUCAACGGUACAGCUUAUUUGUGACCAGACUACUUUAUUCCCGGAUUUCGAACCCAAGGAUGAAGAUAACUUAAUAUUCACCAUAAAAACAAAAUGCGCAUGCCCAAAUCAGUGUUGGCCUGUGUCUGAGCCAACAAGCCCAACGAAAGGCAACUUCAUAUUCAACAGAACACAGUCCUAA